Messenger RNA from Lytechinus variegatus (green sea urchin), 2001 nucleotides. It is a transcript of the gene slc25a29, whose product is annotated as mitochondrial basic amino acids transporter-like. The coding region runs from base 508 to 1383 and encodes 291 amino acids. Lineage: Eukaryota; Metazoa; Echinodermata; Echinoidea; Temnopleuroida; Toxopneustidae. The transcript has 5 exons. Gene Ontology annotation, molecular function: high-affinity L-arginine transmembrane transporter activity. Gene Ontology annotation, cellular component: mitochondrion. The record is from RefSeq and is a predicted model, not a curated record. Gene Ontology annotation, biological process: mitochondrial L-ornithine transmembrane transport.
GUGACAGAACGAGAACAGGGGUAUGGACCUCACGUAAUAUUGUAAAGUGACGAAAAUAGAGAGCAUCCAUAGACCGAUUAUUUUGGCAUGCCGUAUUUUUACCAAAGGUGUCACAGUCUGUCAUCACACCAUUUCCUGCAGACCAUCGACAAUCGAAAGCGGAAAGAUCUAGGGAAAAAGAGGGAGUGAAUGUGAGACUGGCGGGCCGACCAACCGCCCACAUCUACACCACCGCUCCGCUCCACUAUCAGCGCUCCGGCCUUGCCUUGCCGUCGAACCUGCUCCUUUCCGGUCCUCAGCCAGGCUGCACUUCACUAGUGACAGUGUUUCUGCAACCGCUCUCAGAUCAAGUGACGUUCCUCAUUAAAUUAGGAGGUGCUUUACAAUGCAAGAAUGAUUUACAUCAUGACUGCUCAUAACGAAACGCAGCAUAGAUUUUUGUGAUGAUUGAGAAUCAAGAGGAAACGGAAUAAGUAGAUCUACAUCUUUGUCAUACUGUCUGCAGCAAUGGCUGCAGAUUUUGUUGCUGGAACACUAGGGGGUGUGGCAGGUGUUCUUGUGGGGCAUCCAUUUGACACAGUCAAGGUUCGUCUGCAGACACAGAGCAGUGUUGCCCCCAAGUACUCUGGUGCCUUUAAUUGCUGUAUCAAGAUAAUAAAACAGGAAACGGUGUUUGGUUUGUUCAAGGGCAUGGCCUCUCCGCUGGUAGGUCUCACAUUCAUAAACACUCUAGUGUUCGGUGUACAGGGUAAUGUACAACGGCAGUUUGACCAGUCUUCUCUCUAUAGCCACUUUAUUUCUGGAAGUCUUGCUGGAUUUGUGCAAUCCUUUAUAUCUGGGCCAAUGGAACUCGCCAAAAUAAAGGUACAGAUAGAUACACAAGGCAAGGAAAGGAAAGGAAAAUACCAUGGAUCUAUUGACGCCCUGCGGAAGAUCUACAGGAUGGAAGGGUUUCGAGGAUGCUACCGUGGUCUUAUGUUGACCAUUGCAAGAGACACACCUGGUUUAGGUAUCUACUUCAUGUCAUAUGAGUUCUACUGUAGUGAAAUAGCCAAGAUGUAUGCUGAUGGUCAGAUCGGAAUCAUGGGACUUCUGACCGCUGGUGGUCUUAGUGGUAUGACCUCUUGGGUUUGUACGUACAGCUUUGAUGUUUUUAAGACAAGGCUUCAAGCUGAAGGGUUGGAUGGACAGAACAAGUACAAAGGUAGCAUCGAUGUCAUACAGAAGAGUAUCCGCAAUGAAGGAAUACGGGUCAUCAACAAGGGACUCGGUACACAGCUCCUGAGAGCAUUUCCUACCAAUGCUGCAAUAUUCACCUGCGCAACAUUAUCACUGGAACUAAUGGGACAGACAAGUAACAAUAGUAAUGGAAGACAGGGUUGAUGGUUGGUGUAUAGGUUGAAUUGUACAAGGGAGCUAUUUAUUAAUAAUCUGUUUAACUUUUUCCAUAAGUCUUAUUGUAUCAUUGAAUGUAUGUUAUUGUGUCACCUUGAUCACAGCAUUGUGUACUUGCACAAAAAUAUAUCAAUAUCAUAAAUGAUCAAGAGCUUAUUGCAUUUUGCAAAUAUUAUGCAUGUACAUGUAGUAGCAUGAUCCAGCCAGAAAAAUUGUUUUGAGAUAUUCCUUUGAAAGAAAUGCAUGGAUUUUGCAUGAUGAAAUGAUAUUUGCUUUCACCAGAAACUUAAAUGUUUGAAUUGGGCAUAGAAUAUAUUUGUGUAUAGAAAUUGUGUUAUUCCAAUACAUUCAUAAUUUUCAUUAUUAUACAGACAUCACUGAUACAUGUACAUGUAGUUAAAUUUUCUUUAUAGAGAUACAAUGGAAUUGGGACAGAAAUUAUUUUAUUCGGUGACACAGGCUCUGUAAUAACAAUACUUUUAAAGUAACUUUGUAUUAAAUCCUGUUCUACAUCCAAUCAUAUCGAGGAUUCUAUGGGAUAUACUAUAGCCUAAUGGCAUUGAACAGGGCCUGAGGUAUGAUGCAUGUGGGAAAUGUUUCAAAAUU